ACCUUGGGCGAAUAUUAGCGCGCAGUCGAGAGUUCGAUACGGUUCGAGUACGUUGCAAUAAACAGCCUCCAGAUACGAUGAACACUCACGGUGCGAACUACUACGUUCCGAUUCAGGACGAAACGUGUGAGAAACAGCACAAUGAUUUUGAUAAACCCCGCUACACACCUCGUAUUUUGGGAAAGAGAUUUGCCUUGACAUCGACCGCAUAUAAAUUUUUGGAUGUUGGAAUCAACGCUGGACCUAUGUCCUCUGUGGAUAUACUUAUUGGCGAUAACCGAGGCAAUCGGAUAAUUCUGCCUCAUGCAACGUGGGUGACAUUCAUCAAAAAACGUGCAGGGAUUCAGCGACUCGUGCAGUCGCCGGCACCAUCAUCGCUAGCGUUUCGAGAUUUGGAACUCGUUAAAAUACGCGACGCAGAUAUUGUAAAAUUGACAUCGUGCGACACCAGCUUGUACACGAAACCGUCAACCGUACUCUUUCUGUUUGAAGUAGAACAUUGUGUUGAAAAUGUGUAUUUUCAACUAUGUCAAAAUGUUCAUGGCGUAUAAAUGAAAAAUCCAAACAGUUUGUGACAAUUUUACGCCAAAAUUGUAUCAUCGAUAAAUGUAAUGCAGUUAAAAUCUUGCGUGAAGUUUAUGAUAAAAAUUCGAUUAUUGAUUGCGAAUUAUUAGCCUACGCUUUAGAUACUGUUGUGUAUAUUGCGCUACAUGAGAAAUAAAUAAGUAUAUAAUAUGGUUAAAAAAAUUUCCUUUUCAUUUACCGUUCCUUGUCGUUAAGCUGUCUUCGUUUAUCGUUUACUUAAAUGUAAUAUUAAAAUUAAAUAUCGCGAAGAUCUAAACGAUUAAAUAUCGUUGGCGAAG
Temnothorax curvispinosus is the source of this 863-nucleotide messenger RNA. RefSeq lists its product as uncharacterized. The record is from RefSeq and is a predicted model, not a curated record. The coding region runs from base 78 to 551 and encodes 157 amino acids. The transcript is spliced from 2 exons. NCBI's taxonomy places the organism in Eukaryota, Metazoa, Arthropoda, Insecta, Hymenoptera, Formicidae.